This is a messenger RNA of Penicillium antarcticum, 420 nucleotides long. RefSeq lists its product as uncharacterized. The transcript has 3 exons. Lineage: Eukaryota; Fungi; Ascomycota; Eurotiomycetes; Eurotiales; Aspergillaceae. The record is from RefSeq and is a predicted model, not a curated record. The coding region runs from base 1 to 420 and encodes 139 amino acids.
AUGAAGUUCACCAACGCUAUCCUCUUGUUUGGCGCCACUGCCCUCACAAAGCAAUCUUCUGCUGCGAACACAGACACAUGCUCGCAGCAGUUGCACAAGUAUCAGGCCGCUGAUCUAAAUGCUUCUUGUGCUUCAAACUCGGGCUCGGGGCCUUUUGACUACGGUCUUUCCAGCAAGGCAGUGACUGUUUACUGUGGAAAGUGGUACCGAAAGGAUGGAUUCAGAGUCUUAGAAAAGUCUACUUUCAGUGACUGUGUUGAUGAAUGCAUCUCGAACACACGGUGCAACAGUGUGAUCUAUGCCAGGGAAGGGCAAAGACCCCUCGGAGACAGGGGCAACUGUGUCUUGAACGCCUUUGGCCUCCCAGACUCGCCACCGAACCGCUCAGGAGCAGCAUGGAACGCGGCCUACAUCAAGUAA